This is a messenger RNA of Rotaria sp. Silwood2, 2649 nucleotides long. NCBI's taxonomy places the organism in Eukaryota, Metazoa, Rotifera, Eurotatoria, Philodinida, Philodinidae. The record is from the annotation of a GenBank genome assembly.
AUGGCACAAUUGGACGAUUUGCAUGAAAAGGCAGUUUUGGGAAAAACACAAAAUAUUUUACACGAACUUGAAAUAGAAUCAAAAUCAAAUAAUUAUUUAAUAAAAUUUGAUUUACAUUUAAACGUUAUUGAAAGAUCAUUAUCAACAACAAAACAUUCAUCACCACCAAUAACAAUAUCAGAUUCAUCAUUAUCAACAUCGCCAAUUGUAAUUCCGAAAGCAACACGUCCACCACCACCUGUAUCAUUUCCAUUAAUCGUUCAACAAGUUCGAGCAAUGAAAAGAUUUGAAAUUGAACGUAAUCUUCCUAUUCAAACAUGUGAUACAAUUGAUCGUGUUAAAGCACAUUUAGGUCAUCGUCUUGUUGAAAUGAAAAAUAAACAAUGUUCUCAUUGUCUUCAUUUAUCAGCAGCUGAAACGACUGGUAUUGUACCAAAACCAAUUUAUAAUCGAGAUUUAGCUAUUGAUUUACUUAAAUUAACAAAUACGAUUAUUAUUGAAACGAAUUAUGUUUUCAAAGCACAAUCAGCAUUAUUAUUACAAGUACUACUAGUAGAAUAUAUUGAUGGUGAAUUGCAAUAUUGUUUGGAUCUUGAUGGAUAUAAAUCAAAUGGUAAACCACGUUUAUCAAAUAUGAAUUUAUUAAUAGCUGGUGGUGAUACAGAUAAAAGUAAACGAAUUGAAAAUGCUUUAUAUUUGAUUUUUUGUUUAAAAUAUGUCGAAGGUGUUAUAAGACAACAACAGCAUUCAAGUCAAAUCUUAUCACAAGAUAAACAACAAGUACCUAUGUCAAGAGAACGUUCAAUGACAAUAACAACAAAUGCAUAUUCACUAACAAUUAAACAACCUGAACGAAUGAGUUUAACAUCACUUGAAAUAAUAACAGAUACAUUACUAGAAUUAAUGGAAGCUUGUAUGAAUGAUAUACCUGAUUGUGAAUGGUUAGCACAAUGGCAAGAAUUAGCUAAACGUUUUGCUUUUCAAUUUAAUCCAGCUUCAUACCCAAGAGCUAUUAUUGUUAAUGAUUGUAUAUCAAAAACAACAAGUGAUGGUGAAAUAAAAACUUUAUUACGUAUACUUGUUAAAGCACUUGAGUCAUUUUCUGAUAUUGAUUUAAUUGAUUCAAUAAUAAUGUGUUUAACACGUUUAUUACUAUUAUUACCACCGGAAUCAAACAUUCAUAAAUUUAUGUUUUGGAUAGCUUUGUCAAUACUACAAUUAGAAGAAACACAAUUAUAUGCAUCAGGUUUAGCUUUACUUGAACAAAAUCUUCAUACACUUGAUCACAUGUUAAAUUUAUUUGAAAAUACAAGUACACAUCAACAACAAACAUUAGAAAAAAUCAUGAUGGAUGCUCGAGAACCAUUAGAAUGGCAAUUUAAACAAUUAGAUGCUAGAAUGGGUUUAUCAUUUAAAUCAAAUUUUAAUUUUGCACUUGUUGGACAUCUAAUUAAAGGUUUUCGUCAUCCAGUACAAUCAACUGUUGUUCGUACAACUCGUGUACUUUCAACACUUCUUAGUAUUGUUUCAAAAUCCAAAUCACAUGAUAAGUUUAAAGUAACACCAACAACAGUACCAUAUUUAGCAGCAUUGUUUAGUGUUGUUGAAGAAGUUCGUACUCGAUGUCCAGUUAAAAAUUGCUCAAAUCUUAUACCAACAACAACAAAUCUAACAAAUAUACCUUCAAAUGUUAAUCCAUUAUCACAUAUUCCACAAUCACAUUCAAGUACAUCAGUUACUGAUAUAGCUGGUUCAACAACACUUAAUGUUCAACAAGGAGUUUUUACACAACGAUUAAAAUCAUGGGAUUUAUCUUAUUUAGAUAAAACACGAAAAGUUGGUGGUGUAUCAAGUUCACGCUUAUUAUCAAUUCUACCAUAUGCACGUUAUUAUCAAUCAGUUGAUAUUGAAAAUGCAUUACCAAGAAUUUUAACAAAAUCAGCUUCAACACUUGUUCAGUUACAACAAGUUAAACAAUCUGUACCAAUAACUAUUUCAAUUGCACCACAAAUUUUACCUGAAACACAACAAACAUCACAAGCAAGUUCUGAAACAAAUCUUUUAUUAGAUCCUAAUGUAUUAACCGAUACAUCAACACACGCAUUACUUUUAACCGUAUUAUCAACACUUAUUCGUAAUACAUGUGAUGAAAAUGAAAUGAGAAUAUUGUAUGAAUAUUUAUCGGAAUCAAGUAUUGUUUUUCCAAAAGUAUUUCCAGUUAUACAUAAUUUAUUAGAUGCGAAAAUAAAUUCUGUAUUAUCAUUAUCACAUGAUGAAUCAAUAUUAGCAUCAGUACAAUCAAUAAUAUAUCAAAUGAUUGCAUAUUCAGCUGGUGAAGAUGCAAGUCAACAACAACAACAACUUAGUUAUUUACAAUCAUGUGGUUUUGGUGGUUUAUGGUGUUUGGCUGGACCAUUUACUGUAUCACGGCAAAAUCCUGAUAAUGUCGAAUUAUUUGUCAAUUGGUUAGAAGCUAUGGUUGAAACAUGUUUACCAUCAUUAGAUGAACAUGAAGAUGGUUCAGAAAAUAGUGGAGUUGGAAGUGGUUUUACUGGAAAUAAUGGAACACGACAUGCAUCUUUACAUUUACAUCAUCCAUUUCGACAUCAUCAUCAUUAUUCUGCAUCAUCAACAGCAUCAUUAUCUUAA